This is a messenger RNA of Ruditapes philippinarum (Manila clam), 2547 nucleotides long. RefSeq lists its product as uncharacterized. Bases 256 to 1656 code for a protein of 466 amino acids. The transcript is spliced from 3 exons. Lineage: Eukaryota; Metazoa; Mollusca; Bivalvia; Venerida; Veneridae. The record is from RefSeq and is a predicted model, not a curated record. Gene Ontology annotation, biological process: regulation of apoptotic process.
UUUAAAGUCAUGUAUGUCUGAUUAAAAAUGAUUUUUAAGAUUGUUAUCAAAAUUGCACUUUUUUUGGAAAUACAUCAGUGGAAUCCCAUGAUUUGACAUAAUUCCUAUCUUUAGCAAUAUCAAAUCGGAAGUUGCCGGCUCUUUUCGUCAUUAUUUAGAUAAGGACUCCGAACCAGUUAAAAAUGUUUCCAAAAAAAUCACCCCUCUAUUUGCGGGAUGUCGGUUUAACCUACACAUGACAGCCAUGAGAAUGAAAUGAGUGGAAUACAAGAAUUAGAACGAGACAAUCGUCGUACUGUCACCGAUCCACAUGGAUGUCAUGGUAUGGUGGUAGCUGACUCAGGAAGUCGUAAUGCCCUACAAUCGUCUUAUCAUGGUACAACUACCGUUGAAACUAAUGAUGAAUCUAAGCUGAAUCUUGAGCGAAAAUGUGUGCCACUAAAAUUCGAAACAUCAUCAUGGUGUGAUGAAAGGAAAAGGGAACUUCAAUCUACUGAAGAUGAAAGACCUUUACGCGAUUUCCUGUGUCGAGCCAUUUCAAAGAACGCACGAAUGAUUGCCGUUGACCUAGAUGUGUCCAAUUUGUUAGACCAUCUUUUAUCCAAAUACUGCAUUACUGAAGAUGAAUACAACGAGCUCCGUUCUUUGGAUAAGUCCAAGAAUCUUGCUAGAACCGUAUUAGGAUUAGUUUUAAGAAGGGAUUGUCGUACACUGCUGUCCUUCAUUGACAUCAUUUUCGAGUGUGGUGAGCAUAUAGCUAGUAGUAUCACGGUCGCAUAUGAUAGCAUCGUCAACAAUGCAGACUCCUCACGUGCUGAAACAGGACGAUCAUGCUCGCACUGCCUUCUGCUAGAAAGGACGGAGCCUAUUUUAAUUAUCGAUUCACUGAUAAGCCAUGACUAUGAAAUGUUUUUGCCAUUUUACGAACAAGUUGCAAACUGCAGGGAUAACGUUCCAGAGAAGAGAAAGGAAUGGUGGGAUAACUUUAUGACGCAUGUCAUGAAGGUCGAGGCUUCAGCAGAGAUGACACAACUAAUUAUAGAAGCUCUAGAAGAGUGUAGAUUCCACUCGGAUAUUAUAAGGAACCUGCGUGAGGACCAAAGCAAAAAUGUUAACAGCUUUCUGUGCACACAUAUCUGCAGUGUGGUUUUGAACUCUAGUCCUCGGGCUGAAGACGAAGAACAUGGACCACGGAUGCAAGAAUUAAAAGUUGAUUAUGAAAACACCAACUUGAGAAUGUUUCAACGAACAACAAUAUCGUCUAAGGUCAAUGUGAAGAAGAUGCACCAUCUAAAAUCAUUUGAUUUGGAGAAUCUGCCUGACGACCAAAGACACGCUGCCAACCGUUUCAUGUAUAGAUACACACACAAGUCCAGUCGAAGUACUGAAGAAAACAUAAAUGAACCACGGAUGGAAGAAUUAAAAGAAUUUGAUUAUGAAAAUACUAAUCUAAAGAUGAUUCAAAACGCAACGGGGUCGUCUACAGUCACGGCAAAUGAUAUGCAAGAGCUGAUACCGUUUGAGUCAGGGUCGGGUGACAGAAUGGGGCAUCGUUUUGACGACAGCAGGAAUAGACAGGGUGGUGAAAACGCAAAUACUAGGGAAGGUGAUCACAAUGAGUUAACGCAGUUAACACUUAUUUUUGUAUUUUGGUAAAACACUCAAACAUCAAAAUUGUUAGUAAAGAAAACUGAAUGAGUUUACUUCGAAAGACGUAUGAUUAAACGAAAGGUCUGGGAACAUGGGAGUAAUAAAGUUGUAAUAAUGAAUAAUGUUUUCGAAAUAAGGAUUUACCAAAUGACAAUAAAUCUUAUGUCAUCAUUCUUCGACGCUGUGGAAAAGUGUUUGUUACUGCCGUGGUUAAAAGGAAACAUUGGUACAAAAUUCAAUAGAUGCCAGCCGGUAUAUAACUGAGAUUAAUGGUACUAAUAAUAUAUCGUAUAGAAUUCUAGAUAUUGCAGCGCCGAAGAAGCAAAAAGUUUUUUUUUUAUAAACCUGUAUUGUUUUUGUAUUAAAAAGUUGAAAAAGGACAAAGUUUAUUUACUACAAACUAUUUUUUAAUAAUAUGUUUACUUAUAUUAUACCGGUAUGUACAUCCUGUACUUUAUUAUUACAUGUUUAUAUGCCUGAAAAGGACCAUUGUUUUUCUUUUUAUUAAUUGUAUGAAUAUAAAUUCAUUUUGAAUUUCAAUGAAUAUUGGGCGCAUGUCUCUUACAACAUACACUUCAUAUGACGAAAAUGUGAUUUUUUAAAGUAGAGCAAAUGUGAGUUUGAUACCAAUGAUAGGAUAUGGAUAAUUUGAUUGCUCAGAAAAGGUGGAUCAUGUAGAUAUUUUUGUACAAUUUGUUUUGUUGUGUUUUAAUCAGUAGUGAGAUUGUAAGAUUUUUUUUGUACCUUUUAUAUAGAUUUAUAAGUUUCAUAUAUAUUUUAUAUAUUGUCAAACAUGUCAGGGUGAAGUUGGGUAAACUAUUUUAGAUAUUUUUUAGUGUGUUGAAAUGUAUAAAUUACAAUUUAUUUUGCAUUUUAUAUAUAAACAUUAUGAUAUUG